Molecule: messenger RNA, 2739 nt
Organism: Closterium sp. Naga37s-1
Lineage: Eukaryota; Viridiplantae; Streptophyta; Zygnematophyceae; Desmidiales; Closteriaceae
Source: the annotation of a GenBank genome assembly
AUGGUGAACGCGCUGACGGGCGGGUCGACGCAAGGCGCUCUCCGCGGCAGCAAGCUGCUGCGCAGCGAGGGGCGCGGAUUCGCCGCCAUGGCCCGCGUGGUGGUCGCUGCCGGCAGUGCUGCUGCGGCGCUCAUGCUGCUUGCACCGAGAGUGGCGCAGUGGGCGCGAGCAGCGCGGCCGGCGCAUGGCCGGCUAACCCCUACGCGCGCACUGCACGCCGCCGCCGGCACUGCCGGCAGGGACGGCGGCAGACGAGGGCUGGCCACCCAGAGCAGUGACGAGGAGGGUAGGGCGGGGCGGCAGCUGAAAAGGGCGGAGCGGGAGCAGAGGUCGAGGGAGCGGCAGGGAGAAGGGGCAGCAGCAGCAACAGGGGGAGAAGCGGGGGAUGUGGAGAGCUCGGGCAUGGAGGGCAGUGGAGGGGAAGGGCCAGUGGCGGCGCCGGGGCCGAUGGAAAUGCUGGCGCGCGGGCUGGCGUGCAUCCAGGCGAACCUGGGCCCGUGGUCCGUGUCCGACCUCACCCUCGGCCUCGCCGUCAUGGCCAAGGUGACGGCAAAGCGCCCCCCUCCCCCACCGCGUGGGCGAGUGGUGGCGCCUGCGGAGGUGGGAGUGGCGUACGUGGCGGAGUUGCAGCGCCUGAGGGCGCACGCCGAGGCCGUGUACUCGGGGGACAGCGCCACCUGGUCGCUGCAGACGUGUCUGCCGGAGUCGGCCAUAGUGCAUGCGCAGUGGCAGCCGCACAACCAGCGUGUGCGCCCAGCGUUUGUGGUGUGCGUGGACCCACAGCUGGGGGCCGUGGUGGUGUCUGUCAGAGGCACCUCCGACACCGCUGACAUGCUCGUCAAUGCCGGCACCUUUCCACACGAUUUCCUGGGCGGCAAAGUGCACAGUGGCUUUCUGCAUGCCUCUACACAUUUGCUCUAUGAGGCCCGGGACCACAUCGAGCACGCACUGCGCACGUGGCAUGGCAUGCCGGUGCGGCGCCUUGUGUUCGUGGGGCACAGCCUGGGCGCGGCUGUGGCCAUCUUGGCCGGCAUGAUGCUGCGGCAUGAGAACAACCGCCUGCACCCGCACCCUCAUGCAGGGGGCAGCGCAGGUGAUGGCGAGGCAUCAAGAGAGAGCAUGCAUGCUGUGACAGGUGACAACCACUCUCGUGCUGCUGCUGCCAAGCGUGGUGGUAGGCGUGGUGGCAGGGGGCGGAGGUCAGAAGGGCGGCAGCAGGAGAGGAGGUGGGGGGACAGGGAGUCAGAGGAGCUGCAGGAGGCAGCGGCGGAAGCAGUGGUGGGAGCAGGGAGGGGGUUGGAUGGUGUGGAGGUGCAGUGUGUGGGGUAUGGUCCGCCUGCAUGCAUGACUUUGGACUUGGCCCAGCACUGCACCUCCUUUGUCACCUGUGUGCUAGUGCAGCACGACUUAGUCCCUCGGUUCUCUCUGGCCAGUGUGGAGCUGCUGCGGCAGGCCAUCAGCACGUUUGACUGGGAGCAUGCAGAGGCUGUGGUGGGGUGGCAUGACGAGGACUGGCAGCGCCUCAAGGCGGCCAGGGACCUGCUCACGCGCCUCAAGGACCUGCAAAGCACCGCCGUGGGGGCAGCGGCAGCCGUGCAGGGGAGUGCAGUGUCGGCGGCAGCAGCAGUGCAGCAGUCAGCGGCGGGUGUAGCGGCGUCCUUGCAGCAGUCACCACUGCUGGGGGCUGCAGUGGGGGCGGCUGGAGCAGUGCAGAGCCAGGCAAUGGGUGCGGCAGCAGCGGUGCAGGGAGCUGCGGUGGCAGUGACGGGGGCGGCAGUUGGGCUGGGGGGCAAGGCACAGGAGCUCCAGCACGUGGUGGCGGAGAGGGUCCCUGAGAUCGUGGCAGAUGCCAUUCCACAAGGGGUGGUUGAGCUCGUGGGGGGCGCAAGGGCAAAGCAGCAGGAGAAUGGUAGCAAGGGGCAAAAGGGGGAGGCGAAUGAGGGGCAGUUGGGCAAGGUGAUGCGUGGAAGAGAUGGGCAGUCAAGGAGUGGGCAAGGUUGGGAUGAUGUGGGUGAGGAGGAUGGGGCAGAGAGUGCUGAAGGAGAUGGCAUGAAAGCAGGGGGGGGGAAGAGAGCGGAAGAGGCAGGGGAGGACUGGCAGGCAGAUCAAGAGUGGGUGGAGGCGCAACACAUGGAGGGUGGGGCGGAUGCCAUUGGCUCUAGUAGCGACAGUGGGGAAGGCGGUAACAGCAACGACGCCGGGGAAGCUGGAAUGGAGGCCAUGGUGCAGAGAGGUGAGUGCAACGACGAGGGAAGUGGUGUGGAGAGAAGUAAGGUGGCGGAAGCAGUGGACAGCAACGAGGAUGGGAGCACUGAGGGGAGAGAGGGUAAGAAUGAGGAGCGGGCUGAAAAGCCAGAGAGUGCUAAUGAGAAGCAGCAGCAAGAGGAUUUUGCGCCACCCCUUUACCCCCCUGGUCGUCUGCUGAUGCUGUGCUGCGACCCCCCUGGUUGUGGCCAUCGCCCCACCACUCGCAAGGAAGUGCAUCCGCAGAGGCAGUUUGGUGUGUUCCCCUCGCACGAGGAGGUGGCGGGAGGUCACAUGCGGUGGCAGGUGGUGGAGGUGCAGCAGGAGGCGGUGCGCGAGAUAGUGGUGUCGCCGUGGUGCAUCAGCGACCACAUGCCAGGCACCAUGGGCGAGGGGCUCAACUGGAUCAUGGCACAUGUGGGGGAGGGCGAACGGGGCAGGGUGGAAGGCGGGAGGGACAAUGGUGAACGAGGGGUAAGGAAGCGGGAAGAGUAG